Molecule: messenger RNA, 4824 nt
Organism: Drosophila obscura
Lineage: Eukaryota; Metazoa; Arthropoda; Insecta; Diptera; Drosophilidae
Gene: Pfas
Product: phosphoribosylformylglycinamidine synthase
Exons: 4
Coding region: 91-4215 (1374 amino acids)
Biological process (GO): 'de novo' IMP biosynthetic process
Molecular function (GO): phosphoribosylformylglycinamidine synthase activity
Source: RefSeq, a predicted model, not a curated record
AUUAAAAUUAAGCCGGUCAACUUUUGGCGGAACCAUCGAUAGUAUCGACUGUGACAGUAGGGAUACGGUACUCUGCGCUUUAAAGCCAUUAUGGAAACGCUAAAUAUAUUUCCACGAUGCAGCAGUAUUCACUGCAACAUGGUCAUUCUACGCUACUACGAUGUGGAGGCCUACGACGAAGCCGAGCAGCAGAGUGUUCUGCGCCGUUUGCAGAAGGAGGACCCCAGUGUGGUUUCCGUGCAAAUGGAACGCUGCUAUCACCUGGAGUACACCACUGAGUUGAACCACGCCAUGCCGCUGGAUGAGCUGCUCAUCUGGCUGGUCAAGCAGCCCAUGGACAGCGGCAAGAGUCUGACUAAGCAGCCCGUAUUAAAGUUGGAUAAAAAGGAGCGGGAACUGCUCUUGGAGAUUGGUCCCCGCUUCAACUUCUCCACGCCAUAUUCGACAAACUGUGUGAACAUCUUCCACAAUCUCGGCUACACCGAGGUGCAGCGCAUGGAGUCCUCGACCCGUUAUCUGCUGACCUUUGGCUACGAUGGGCCAAGGGAGCUGUCCAAGUACGCGCUGAUGCUGGGAGAUCGCAUGACACACUGUCUGUACACAGCGGAGAAUAUUCCGAAAGUGAGCUUCGUUGAGCAGCUACCGAGGGGGCAGGCCGACUGGCACUUUGUUCCCGUUUUGGAGCAGGGUCGAGCCGCUCUGCAGAAAAUUAACCAAGAGCUGGGCCUGGCCUUUAACGAUUACGACCUGGACUACUACCAAGAUCUGUUCGGCACGACCCUGAAGCGCAAUCCGACCACUGUGGAGCUGUUCGACUGUGCGCAGAGCAACAGCGAGCACUCCAGGCAUUGGUUCUUUCGCGGUCGCAUGGUGAUUGACGGCGUGGAGCAGCCAAAGUCCCUCAUACGCAUGAUAAUGGACACCCAGGAGCACACGAAUCCCAACAACACAAUCAAAUUCAGCGACAACAGCAGCGCCAUGCAGGGCUUCAAGCACGACACCCUGCAGCCAUCCACAGUGUCAUCGCCCGGACCGGUUCGCCUGGCGACUGUCCAAUCGGAUCUGAUCUUCACAGCCGAGACCCACAAUAUGCCCACGGCUGUGGCGCCAUUCAGUGGUGCCACCACCGGCACUGGCGGUCGACUGCGCGACGUUCAAGGCGUGGGCAGAGGAGGUAUACCCAUUGCAGGAACUGCCGGCUAUUGCGUGGGUGCUCUUCACAUUCCAGGCUAUAAGCAGCCCUACGAAACUGCGGCUUUCAAAUAUCCCUCCACGUUUGCAUCACCGCUGCAGAUCCUCAUUGAGGCCAGCAAUGGCGCCUCCGACUAUGGCAACAAGUUCGGAGAGCCUGUGAUUUCUGGCUUUGCGCUGUCCUAUGGCCUCAAGAACGCUGCAGAUGCCAGCCAGCGGGAUGAGUAUGUGAAGCCGAUCAUGUUCAGCGGCGGACUGGGCACCAUGCCCGCCGCCAUGCGUGAGAAGCUGCCGCCAGCUCGCGGUCAACUGCUGGCCAAGAUCGGCGGACCGGUCUAUAGGAUUGGUGUGGGCGGCGGUGCGGCCAGCUCGGUGGAGGUACAGGGCUCCGGUGACGCCGAAUUGGAUUUCAAUGCCGUGCAGCGGGGCGAUGCCGAAAUGGAGAAUAAGCUGAAUCGCGUCGUGCGUGCCUGUCUGGAGAUGGGCGAACGUAAUCCCAUUCUGGCCAUACACGAUCAGGGAGCCGGCGGCAAUGGCAAUGUGCUGAAGGAGCUGGUGGAGCCGGGCUUCGCUGGUGCCAUAAUAUUCUCGAAGGAAUUCCAGCUGGGUGAUCCCACCAUUACGGCGCUGGAGCUUUGGGGCGCCGAGUACCAGGAGAACAAUGCCAUACUCUGCAAAGCCGAGCACCGUGGGAUCUUGGAAAGGAUUUGCAAGCGUGAACGCUGCCCCAUUAGCUUUGUGGGCGUGGUCACAGGCGAUGGACGCGUCACAUUGCUGGAAGCGGCCGCUCCAAAGGAUCUCGAGGAGGCGCUCACAGCCGUAAGUGGAGUACCGGCUCCAUUUGACUUGGAACUGAAGCAUGUCCUGGGUGACAUGCCCAAGAGGACAUACGAUUUGACGCGGGAGGUGACACAACUGCAGGAUCUGGUGCUACCCACGGAUAUACGCUUGGACGAAGCCCUGGAGAGGGUGCUCAGCUUGGUGGCGGUGGGCAGCAAACGCUUCCUCACGAACAAAGUGGAUCGCUGUGUCGGCGGACUGAUUGCCCAGCAGCAGUGUGUGGGUCCCCUGCAGGCCCCACUGGCCGACUACGGCCUGACCACAGUGUCCCACUUCAGCACCUCGGGCAUCGCCACCUCCAUAGGCACACAGCCGCUCAAGGGACUGCUCGAUCCCGCUGCCAUGGCCAGAAUGAGUGUGGCCGAGGCUCUGAGUAAUCUCGUAUUUGUGAAGAUCAGCGAACUGGCGGACGUCAAGUGCUCUGGCAACUGGAUGUGGGCUGCAAAGCUGCCCGGCGAGGGAGCCAAAAUGUACGACGCGUGCCAGGAACUCUGCCAGAUUCUCGAGGAGCUGCACAUUGCCAUCGAUGGCGGCAAGGACUCCUUGUCCAUGGCCGCCAAAGUGGGCGGAGAGACAAUUAAAUCUCCGGGCACUCUGGUCAUAUCCACAUACGCUCCGUGUCCCGAUGUCAAGCUAAAAGCCACACCCGACCUCAAGGGUCCCGCCGCGGGCAAGAGCACAGUCCUGCUGUGGAUCAACAUCGAGGGAUGCCUCCGACUGGGUGGCUCUGCACUGGCACAGGCCUACGCCCAGCAGGGCAGCGAGUCACCGAAUCUGGUGCGGAGCGAUGUGCUGGCCCAGGCCUUUGCUGUCACUCAAUCAUUGCUGGGCCAAGGUCGCAUCCUGGCUGGUCAUGAUAUCAGCGAUGGAGGUCUGCUCGUAUGCCUCAUAGAGAUGGCCAUUGGCGGUCUGAGCGGUCUGGAAGUGGACAUAGCCGAACCGAUGGCGAAGAUUGAGAAAUAUGAUGAGGCUGCCAAUCGGAUCGAACGCCCUGAGCUGGCGCUGUUCUUUGCCGAGGAAUGUGGCUGGGUUGUGGAGCUCCUCGAGUCGGACUUGAAGAGCGUUCGUUCCAUCUACAGCGACGCUGGCGUGCCCAACUAUUAUCUGGGUGCAACCAAAGGAUUUGGACUCGACUCCAGAGUGGUCAUCAGAGAGGGAGCCACCUCCGAUCAGCUGCUGCUGGCUCAGCCCCUGCGGCAGCUCUACAGACAGUGGGAAUGCACCAGCUACGAGUUGGAGAAGCUUCAGGCCAACUCCAUUUGUGCCCAGGCGGAAUACGACAGUCUGGACUAUCGUCAGGCGCCCAAGUACAAGGGACCCGUGAAUCUCAGCUCCGAGCUGGCCCUGGCACGCUCUUCCCAGAAGAUUCGCGUGGCUGUCAUACGGGAGGAGGGCGUCAACAGUGAACGUGAGAUGAUGGCCUGCCUGCUGAAGGCAAACUUCGAGGUACACGAUGUCACCAUGUCAGAUCUUAUAGGAGGUUCCGCCACCUUGUCUCAGUAUCGAGGUGUCAUUUUCCCGGGAGGCUUCAGCUAUGCUGAUACUCUGGGCUCGGCCAAGGGCUGGGCUGCCAACAUUCUGCACAGUCGCCUGCUGCAGCCGCAGUUUGAGGCCUUCAAGCAGCGCCAGGACGUCUUCUCGUUGGGCAUUUGCAAUGGCUGCCAAUUGAUGACUCUAAUUGGCUUUGUGGGCCGUCCAGCAGGCAGCUCGGCUGGCGUAGAUCCCGAUGUGGCCUUGCUGCACAAUCGCUCGCAGCGUUUUGAGUGCCGCUGGUCCACCGUCAAGAUACCAGCCAAUCGCUCAAUUAUGAUGUCCAAUAUGCAGGAUCUGGUGCUGGGCUGUUGGGUGGCCCAUGGCGAGGGACGCUUUGCCUUCCGCUCGGAGAAGCUGAUAGACCAGCUGCAGGCCGAGCAGCUGGUGACACUGCAGUAUGUGGACGACGUUGGUACACCCACAGAACUGUAUCCGAUGAAUCCCAAUGGCAGUCCCCAGGGCAUUGCGGGUCUCUGCUCGCCGGAUGGUCGCCAUCUGGCACUAAUGCCACAUCCAGAGCGCUGCAGCACCAUGUACCAGUGGCCGUACGUGCCGCCCAACUUCGAGGUGGCUGCCACACAGGACGAGAGUCCAUGGCAGCUGAUGUUCAACAAUGCCUACAACUGGUGUGUGCAGUCCAGCGAGCAUUAAACAUGCAGAAACGCAUACGAAAAACACAUUCAAAAUACAUUAAAUGUAUUUCUAAUCCAGCUUACGAGCACACUAUAUACAGAGUAUAUCAACCUACACAUAACUUAUCACGAAAUAUGAAAUAUGAACAAUUAUAUAGAGAGGAGAAAUAAGCCCAAUGAAUAAUCCGAAGCCUAAUGCGAAAUUUGUAGCAAGCAUUUAAGAUAGUUCGCCUUGGCACCCGGUGCCAUCAAGUACUUGGAGUUCCAGUCGUGCUCGUUUAUGUGCAGCACCUUGUAGCCCAUCAUCUCCAGAUGCUUCAUCUUCAGCGAUUCGGGACCCCGCAGCGCAGUCAGAUCGUUCUCGCAGAAGGAGUCCAAUCUCAGCAGCAAUAUUGCUACCCUGCAAACAAAACAAAAAGAGAAAUCGGUAUGUAGAGAGUUUUGGCUAAAUUUUAAAUAUUUAAAUGCUAUGCGCACUUGGUUAUGCGAUCCAACAUGGUGGCCUCGACUGGUGGUGCUGGCAUGGGUUUCUUGUCCCGAUCGAAAUGUAUCACAAAAUCAAUCUGAUAGCCAUAGGGCGUGGUGUGAUUGCAGCGGAAAUACUUAUCCUCCUUGAGUAAACCCUUCA